UCAGAAAAACAGGAUCCCCUUCUCAAGUGGUUGAUGAGACAGGAGCUUUGUGACACAUAUAGAACAAUAAAUCCAGAAUCCAAAGAAUUCUCUUGGUCAAGUAGAGACUCGAGUUCAAGAAUUGACCAAAUAUGGAUAACAGAAGAUUUGUCAUAUGGACUUUAUGAUGCAGAGAUACAAGAAAUGGAUAUAUGCACAAACAGCGAUCAUAAUGUAGUACUAGCAAAGCUAGAUUUAAAACACUUAAUAGCUACAUGGAGUUCAGCAGAUCUUAAAAGAUUGGGCCAACAAAGAACAAUCUACCUAUAUGACAAAGCAACAAAAGAGGACUGGGAAAAUUACAAAGCAGAGCUCGACCAACAACUUAAAAAAAAAAUUAAUAUACAAGAUCUAAAAAAUGUAUCAUAUAAUUUAAAUAAUGCAAGUGUGCCAACAAAUACAAAAAAUAGAUUAGAUAACUGGUGGAAUAUUAUCUGUAAUGGCAUACAAUCAGCUGCAAGAAAGUCACUUCCUAAAAAGAAAAUACUUAACACAGUAGCAAAUAAGAAAAAGCAAACAAAAAAAACUAAGCUUACCAAAGUAUUAACACAGUUAGGAAGAUGGAUUAGAAUCG
Messenger RNA from Paraglomus occultum, 613 nucleotides. The record is from the annotation of a GenBank genome assembly. NCBI's taxonomy places the organism in Eukaryota, Fungi, Glomeromycota, Glomeromycetes, Paraglomerales, Paraglomeraceae.